GAGAGACAGAGAGAGGUACAGAGACAGAGAGAGACAUAGAUAGAGAGGUAGAGACAGAUAGAGAGACAGAGAGAGAUAGAGAGAUAAAUAGAGAGGUAGAGACAGAGGGAGAGGUAGAGACAGAGAGAGAGAGAGAGAGAGAGAGAGAGAGAGAGAGAGAGAGAGAGAGAGAGAAAGAGAGCGGUGAUGACAGGCACCCAGGAGCUGUCCUUCCGCCUGGACCCCCAGCUGACGGAGGUGAUGCGUCUGCGGGUGCAGUCCCUCCAGCAGCGGGGCCAGAAGCGGCAGGAGGGCGAGCGGCUCCUCCGGCCCCACGAGGCCGUCUACCGCCUGGACUUCACUCAGCAGUCCCUGGGCUUCUCCCACUGGGGGGUGAGGCUGGCCCAGCCGGGACGCCUCACCAUCACCGCCACCUCCCAGCACUGGACCCCCGACCUCACCCACCUGAUGGUGCGGCAGCUCCUGGAGCCGGCGGGGGUGUUCUGGCAGGCGGCGGGCCACGCGGGCGACGGCCCGGUCCAGUGCUACCAGGCGGACGCCCAGGAGUUCGGGGAGCGGAUCGCAGAGAUGGCCUCGGUGAGGAAGGUGAUGUACUUCCUGUUUGCGUUUGAGGAGGGGUGCGGGCCGGAGAGCGUGGACUGUUCCAUCGCCUUCCAGGUCAACAACUAGGGUAGCUGACCAGUCACUGCG
This is a messenger RNA of Osmerus eperlanus (European smelt), 690 nucleotides long. It is a transcript of the gene ompb, whose product is annotated as olfactory marker protein b. The transcript has a single exon. The coding region runs from base 187 to 669 and encodes 160 amino acids. Gene Ontology annotation, biological process: signal transduction; sensory perception of smell. NCBI's taxonomy places the organism in Eukaryota, Metazoa, Chordata, Actinopteri, Osmeriformes, Osmeridae. The record is from RefSeq and is a predicted model, not a curated record.